Messenger RNA from Suricata suricatta (meerkat), 1731 nucleotides. It is a transcript of the gene FAM180A, whose product is annotated as family with sequence similarity 180 member A. The coding region runs from base 214 to 735 and encodes 173 amino acids. Lineage: Eukaryota; Metazoa; Chordata; Mammalia; Carnivora; Herpestidae. The transcript is spliced from 3 exons. The record is from RefSeq and is a predicted model, not a curated record.
UUAGCAGAGGACCAAAUUCCUGUGUCCCCACCCCCCGGAGAGGCAGCCUCUGCCUCCACCCUCCUGGGGCAGGAGAGGACGUCUCUGCACUCCUGUAGAGGGAAGGGGGGCUAGGACUCUAUCUUCACCCUGGGAGGACCAGCACAGCCAUACCUGUGGCUCCUGAGGUCCCAUUGGGUUUGAGGACAGCUGGUCACCUUCUUGGAGGAAAAGAUGUGCUGGAAGACGUUGCUGCUUCUGCUGCUGUGUUACGAUGCUCAGGCUUCCGUGUCCCACAGGUGGAGCAGGGCCAUGCUCUUCCCUGCCGCGCAUCGGCCAAAGCGCUCCUCACCCCUACCCCUGAACCCCGUCCUGCAGAGCUCCCUGGAGGAAGUUGAGCUGCUCUACGAGUUCCUGCUAGCUGAACUUGACAUCAGCCCUGACCUGCAGAUCUCCAUCAAGGACGAGGAGCUCUCCUCGCUGAGGAAAGCCUCUGACUUCCGCAUCAUCUGCAACGACGUGAUCCCCAAGAGCAUCCCGGACAUCCGCCGGCUGAGCGCCAGCCUCUCCAGCAACCCUGGUGUCCUCAAGAAGGAGGACUUUGAAAGGACAGCGCUGACCUUGGCCUACACGGCCUACCGCACAGCCCUGUCCCAAGGGCAUCAGAAGGACGUCUGGGCCCAAUCCCUCCUUAGCCUCUUCCAGGCCCUGAGGCACGACCUGCUGCGGUCCUCGGGCCCCAGAGUGUCUCCCUGAGAGACUGGGCCACAUCAGGACCAUGGAGCAGGGCCCAGCACACACGGUAAUCCAAACGCUCUUCAUUCUCUACUCCAUUUACAGAGCCACCAGCUCAGAGUAGCAGAGAUAAAAAAAAAUAGUAACCCCAUGUCCUUUGCCCCCUUAUACUUUCCUGAUAAGCACAUCUGAUUCACGUCACUGUGUGACCAGGGCUGGAAGAAAGGGCUAGAGUGGUAAUUCAAGAUGUCUCCAAAAGCCACGUGAUUUGCCUGGGGACAUGCAGAAGUCUGAGAUCUGCUUCAUCACUGAGGGACUGCCGAAGACACGCCAGGGCGAAGACAGGACUAGAGGAGAUAGCAGAGAGGUUUGGGGAUGGCGGGAAGAUGGGGCACAGAGAUCAGGGCAUGAGGCCGAAUGAACAUCAUUCCAAAGGUUCUACAGAGUAAGAUACUUAAACCAAAAACCUAGAGCAAUAGCCAAAUAAAUACAUCAUUAGCCAAAGGUCUACGUCUCAACUAUUCCAAACGUCACCAAGAACAAUCAGUUAGAAAAUCAGUAACUUUAUGGCCCAUAUGGCUUGUCUCUUCUCUGAAAUCUCAUCUAAUACAGAGAAGCAUGAAGGGGGAGCACAGAGAGGCUGCAAACAGUCAGACCUUGUCUUCUGAACAGAGAAAGCCAGCGAUGCAGAGAGGGCCGCCCGAUAAAGAGGUGGCAUCAACAUCCAUGCCUGUCCAUCCUGGCGCUGAUAUUAUUUAGCAUCAUCAGAGAAUCAAGUGGCCCAAAUAAAAAUGAUUUUUUUAGACGACAGGACUUACCCUUUCAAAUGCCAGAACUUUCAUUUUAACAAUAUUGACUGGCUGUCUUUUUAAACUGUAUGUACAAACCAUCUUGAGCUUUUAUUUAGUGUCUUUGAAACAUUCUGAUGAAGAAAUUGGAUUAUUUUACCUCUAAUAUUGCUCAACUUCUGAAAGUUCCACGAUCACUGAACCAGCUGUGAGAUAUUACAGGGAGGAC